Hypomesus transpacificus is the source of this 2255-nucleotide messenger RNA. RefSeq names its product forkhead box D2 (gene foxd2). The transcript is spliced from 2 exons. The coding region runs from base 423 to 1499 and encodes 358 amino acids. Gene Ontology annotation, molecular function: DNA-binding transcription factor activity, RNA polymerase II-specific; RNA polymerase II cis-regulatory region sequence-specific DNA binding. Lineage: Eukaryota; Metazoa; Chordata; Actinopteri; Osmeriformes; Osmeridae. Gene Ontology annotation, biological process: anatomical structure morphogenesis; cell differentiation; regulation of transcription by RNA polymerase II. The record is from RefSeq and is a predicted model, not a curated record.
GGGGGUAGUAUGAGUCUCUCAGAGGAUACUUGCCCCGUGCCCGUGCGUAAAGAUGUUCAUAAAGAUAUUCUGAAGUAUGUGGGUGACCUUAAACACGAAUACAUAAUGGAAAAGAGAGCAGAGUAGAGAGGCAAAGUUAGUGGUGUUGUGGGAAAGAUUUAUAACUGACCGCUCGAAGUCAUUUCUGCGCUUGAAUUCAGAAGAAUUUCUUUCCUCGUUGAGAGUCUUCAGCCCUACCAGCUUUGGAGCCUUCAACAGGUCAAAGCGUUUUUCUUCUCUUUUAUAAUAAACGUUGUAAUAAUAAAAUGUUUCCAUGCUGCAUUUGGAGGUAAACAAAAGUCUGGUGUGGUGUUCGUAGGCGUAGGAGCUAAAGCUGACUCGACACGGAACGUGAGAGGGGACGAGAAAACGUCUCUCCAAGGAUGACACUUGGGACGGAUAUGUCCGACAGUUCUGCUUUGUCCGAUGAUGUGGACAUAGAUGUGGUCGGGGGAGACCUCUCCGUCGGCAAAGACGGGAAAUAUCUUCAUCACGAGUUCCACUUGGACAAUGACUCGGACGAUAAUUUGUCUCAGAAUGCGGGUGAGAGGGUUUCCUCUCCCGGUCUCAGCAGCUCCGACCAAGCUGGAGGAGAGGCAGGGAGUAUAGGAGACAAGCCCAGCAAAAACGCACUCGUAAAACCCCCUUACUCCUACAUAGCUCUGAUAACUAUGGCGAUUCUUCAGAGUCCCAAGAAACGCCUCACUCUCAGUGAGAUCUGCGAAUUUAUCAGCAACAGGUUCCCGUACUACAGAGAGAAAUUUCCCGCGUGGCAAAAUUCAAUUCGCCACAAUCUGUCUUUGAAUGACUGCUUUGUCAAAAUACCACGUGAGCCUGGAAACCCGGGAAAAGGCAACUAUUGGACCCUCGACCCAGAGUCCGCCGACAUGUUCGACAAUGGGAGUUUUUUACGCAGGAGGAAGCGCUUUAAAAGACAUCAAACCAACGAGAUCCUCAGGGACGCUGGAGGAUUUCUGCCCGGAUUCGGAUACGGCCCUUAUGGGUACAACUACGGCCUCCAACUGCAGAACUUUCACGCACACAACCCUUAUCAUCCGCAUCACCCGGGCGGCGCGUUCCCCUUUCAAAACACACCUUGUACGCUUCCUUCGCCAGCCUCCAUAUUCCCCACGCCGCACCCCCUGCCCACUCUUCUAGGGGCAGAUUUGAGAAAGCCAUUUUAUCCUCAACUAAGCCCGACCUUGCCUGGCCUGGCACCUAUGAAGACGGACACCAGCACUUCAAAUCGGCCUUCUUUCUCCAUAGACAAUAUAAUUGGUGCAGCCAAUUCCACGGCAUCGCCGUACAGUCAGGCAGGAAACCAGGCUCAGAUUUUAGCCAUGUUGACCCCUGCACUCGCCUCCGCCUCAAACCACUUGAACCUCUCACAGGAAAGCAUGAUACCUGGGGUGCAGACAUUCUCUAGCAAACCUGCUAAUAUUACCAGUUGCCAUUUCUAAACUGGCAAGAAAAACAAUGUCAAAAACAAAAUCUUUUAAAACCGUUACGAUUCUGUCGUCUUAUGUGAAGGUAGGCGAAGUAUAUUCUUUGUGAAAGAAGAUCUUGUGUUGCUUUUCUCUCUGCUUCUUCUGGUUGAGAAAUGACAUGUAUAUUUAUGACUUGUAAAUAUGUAUACAAUAAAUGAAAAAGUCGUGAAGUAAUACAGAAAGAUUCUAAUCCAAUGCUGCGUGUAUAUUUGUCGGCCUGCAUUGACUCGUGGCCUACCGCCGUUUGAGCAAAAGAUACACGUGUAUUCACAUAGCCUAAGUUAAUUAUCACCUACCUUGUUGGGACGAUUUUUUCCUUUUUUCUUAACUACAAUUGAGAUUUUAUUAUGAUUAAUAAUGUUUUAUAUUUUUGUGCGUUGUGAGAUAAAGCACUGUUUAUAGGCUACCGAGACCGCAAACUCAGGUUUUAAUAUUAGCAAGCACAUGAAGACAAAGAAGGGGUAAUAACCUUUUCCACUAGGCUUCGAUCCUGCGGUAUCGUGAUGAAUUUGUGAUUAAAUAAUUUCAUGUUGUUAGUGGACAAGUAGCCUAUGUGGUUUUGGUGUAAAGCUCAGUACCUCUCUCACUCUGUUUAACUGUCGUGCUCACGUUCCUAUCUAUUUCACUGAGAUACAUCUGUGAAACGUAUGUUAUGUGUUUAGACAGAGACACUUAAAUGUCCAUAGGUCAUUUUGUUGUAAUGGCAAGAAUAAUAAAUGUUUGUGAAAA